AUAGAAAUUUUAACCAUCAAGAAAACAAAACGUAUUUGCUUCGUAAAAAAUAUCACAACAAUGUCUUCAUCACGGUUUUUAAUCCUUUGUAUCAUCCUGAUUUCUUUCUUUCCUCUUCAUGAAUGUGAAAAUGGAAAAAGUGUUGAAUCGAACAAGGCAAUGAAACCAGUUUGCAUGCCAGUGAAUUGCAACAAUAAAGACAAAAAACUCACUUGUGCUUGUUGUAUCGGGGCCAACCCUAGGAAUAGGUGCUACAAUAGCAGAUCACAAUGUACGGCUGACUGCAAACUUUGAAGGCAUAGCUAGUUACCUCCACUAAGGAAUUAAAAAACUUGAUCAGCGUUUACGUAUGUUUUUCAUGUUGUCAUACUGUUCAUCUUUUAAUUUUUUCAGAGUAUGUUGCGGUCUACGAGUUUUCAAGAAUAAAACAGUUUAUGCUUAUGUAAUUGUGUUAGUCAUUAUCUUUUCGGAUUUCAUCGAGAUAUCCUUUGAGUUUUUCAAAGAAAAAACUAAUAUUUUAAUAAAUAUUAGUUUUAUAACUAAAUUUUUAAUUAUAAAAUAAAAUUUACCUAAUAGUUGAUAUACACGUAUUUUUAUGGGUUUUUCAGAGUUUUUCGCUUGAGAGAUUCUCUCCACUCUCUUUCAUAUUUUUUUAUUAUAUUUUAUUUUUUAUAUUGGACAGUUUUUCAAUGAGAAACCGUUGAUAGAGAUGGUCUUAGUUCUUCUAUCCUUUGAUCUAAGAGUUCGUAUGCAUUUGUUAUUUCUACUUCAGUUUACCAUAUUGUUUUUCAGAGGAACCUUAUCAUAACUCCAUUCAAUU
This is a messenger RNA of Arabidopsis thaliana (thale cress), 820 nucleotides long. RefSeq names its product maternally expressed family protein. Bases 61 to 294 code for a protein of 77 amino acids. Lineage: Eukaryota; Viridiplantae; Streptophyta; Magnoliopsida; Brassicales; Brassicaceae. Gene Ontology annotation, biological process: suspensor development. The transcript is spliced from 2 exons. The record is from RefSeq and is marked reviewed.